CUGAUCAGUGGACCCGAGAUCAUCGAGAACGCUUGACCGUGACCGUGUCAUCUCCACGCGUUCACAGACGUCUCGAUUUUUUUCGCUUGGUAUAAUCGCGACGGCCGGCUAGCAGAGCGUUUGCAAUUUUCAAUCCCCGGCAAAUAAAUGUAGAAAAAAAUUACUCGCAAAACUUUAGUGUACUUCAAAGAUUAUCCUAAAUUUAAAGUAUUUUUAUCUUGAAAUUAUUAAAACCAAGAAAAGAAGUUGGACUUUAGGAUUAAAGUCUGUUUAUAAGAUAAAGCUAAAGAAGGAAUUCUAAAGAAAGCGAAAAGGGAGGCCAUAUAUAACGGCUCUGCUUUAAAUAAUACUGCGUGUCACGCACGGUUGAAUGCACGCGCGAUAUAAAUUUUCGUUUAUUUUGUAACGGGGCGCUUAGUAUCGGGAUCGCCGCCGAGACGAGUGUUAUCACGGUGCUUUUGCGUCAAUCGAUUUUUCAUUAUUAUUGCGCGGUAUCGCGCGACUUACAUAGUACAGUCAGCAGUGAUGAAUCGUCUCGCCGACGAGACAAACAUUUAGAGCUCACGAGGUCUUCGAAGAGUCGACGCCAAGGACGUCGCAGUAUAACGUCUUUCUAUAAUAUCUGAAGAGAGAAAAGUGCCAUUCCUUUUCAAUAAACUGCAAAGAUUCCGAUGACUCAGAAAUCCUUGGAUGCUCACGUCUGCCGCGUAGUCUUCGCCAGACUGCAAUAAGGUGACAAAAAAGAAGACAUUCUUAAUGCACUGUCUGUGACCGAUCGUGCAAAGGACUCAAAAAGUUAAAUAAGUGAUAAAAUUUAUUUAUUUAUGUGACGUAUGUCCCCGUCACAGUGAAACGAGUUCCCCACUUUCGCACUUCUACGAAAACGAUUUACUCUGACGUAGGAAGUUACGUGUAACACGAUAAGAUUAUCGUAAUACGUAAGGCUACAAGAUACCGUGACAGAAUUGAGAGCGGAAGAUUGCGGGUAGGACACACAGGGAGGAGCAGUAAUAUCUGUUAACACGAAGAGAACGUUUAUUCAACAUGUUCCUCAACGAGACUCUUUUGGUGCUGGCGUACACGGCCAACAUGAUGGCUACCUUGCCGGAGGAAACAGGCUCGAAAAACGUCAGUGCAAUCCAGAAUAUCACUACCACAACCUUGUCGCCGGAAGAAGAGGAGAACAAAUUCGACAUGGACGAUCAAUGGUACAUGUGGCGAUGCUUCGAGCCGUACGGUUGCUUCUACAUUGGAGCACCCUGGUCCGGAGAAAAUCGACCAGUGUCCACAUUUCCGGCACGCCCGGACAGCAUCAACCCCCGGUACAUCCUCUACAUACGUGAACGAGCCGAACAGCCUCAUGAGGUAAAAAUCGAUCAAUUUCUCACGAUUCAAGAAGCACCUUUGAAGAAGAAGAGCAACUUGUACUUCAUCAUCCACGGAUUCCUCGACAAUGGCGACAAGACGUGGGUUCUGAGAACAAUGAAGGAGUUGCUGUUACGAGAGGACUGCAACGUCGUGAUAGUUAAUUGGAUCGCUGGUGCUGGACCACCUUAUACGCAGGCGGUGGCGAAUACGCGACUGGUGGGUGCUAUGACAGCGCGAUUGGCGGCUCAGCUGAUCGAGGUUGGUGGGAUACCGCCCUCGAAAAUGCACUGCAUCGGACACAGUCUGGGCGCCCACACUUCUGGUUACGUUGGAUAUACUUUGAAGCGUCGAUAUGGCUACAAACUUGGGCGAAUUACAGGCCUUGAUCCGGCGGAGCCGCACUUUAGCAACACCUCGCCGAUGGUUCGCCUGGAUCCAACGGACGCGACGUUUGUGACAGCCAUUCACACCGACUGCAAUCCUUUUAUCAGCGGCGGACUCGGCAUUACGCAACCGGUAGCACACAUCGAUUUCUACCCGAAUGGCGGUCGCAAUCAGCCCGGUUGUAACGAGGGUGUCCUCAAUUCCAUCACCUUGGAACGCGGCAGCUUCUUCCGCGGAAUUAAGAGAUUUUUGGGAUGCAACCAUAUUCGUAGUUACGAAUAUUUCAUCGAGAGCAUAAACAGUCCAUGUCCGUUUUUAGCUGUGCCCUGCACGUCUUGGGACAAGUUUCAGGAAGGCAGCUGUUUCGACUGCGUGAACCAAUAUUGUCCUAGAUUCGGAUUGGACGCUCAACCCGGAACCUACCACGCAUCUGUAUACUUGAUGACCGGAUCUGAAAAACCAUUUUGCAAGGGUCACUAUAAGGUGACGAUAAACGUCUCCAAGACGAACGAGAGCUUGUUGCAUGGCGGAGAGGUCGGAAUGUUCGUGGUGCGCGCGAUUGGCGCAAACGGCAGGAAGACUGAGAGGAUGCAGCUGAGUCCAACUUCGAAGUAUUACGAACCCGGUAGUACGCACACGGUUGUGCUGCCCGGCGACGUUGUAGGCAAGCCAGACUCGGUGGAGAUCACAUGGGAAUACCAGACUUCGGUCUUCAAUCCGCUCACCUGGAGGCUGCUGCACACUCCGCGGGCCUACAUCGAUUCGCUGACCAUCAAGAGUCUGGAGACUAAUCAUGGGGUCACUCUGUGUCCGGAUAACACCAAGACGUUGAUAGCGAACGAGCCGAAGAUCUUGACCGUGGAAAAUUGCCGCAAUACGGAGCACAACGUAAUUUCCACGUGAAGUAUAGGCGAUGAAACUUGUACAUGUAAUACGCUGUUUCCUCGCAAUCAAGGAAUUUUCUUGAAACCAGUAUAAUUUCGAUGAAUAGAGAUUCUGAUGCUACAAACAUCGACGAUCUCUAUAUAAUUAUUUCUGGAAAUUAAUGCAAAGCAAGAUUGGUAAAUUAAAAUCAAAUUAUUCUGGUUUCAAUUUGAUGACAAAGGCCGACAAAGACCUGCUCGUAAUCACAGAAUAACACUCGUUAACUGUCGUCUGCAUGAAGGUAUCUUGAAUGCAUCUAUUUUUAUAUAAGAAUAUAUAAAGCAAAAAGAAAAAGAAAAAAUAUCUGAUAUUUAAUUGUCUCGCAAUAUCUGCUGAGGAAAAUCAUUAUUUAAUGUAGAAUAGUAAAUCGAAGGACGAAUCUCAAAAGAGUUCUCAUGAGACUUUUCACCUUCACGCAGAUGACAGUUUAUCUCCAGAAACUCCGGCGUUUCCGACUCCGAUUCCAAAUUGUUCAUUUUGCGGUUGUCAUAGGUGAACAGCCGAUCGUGAGCGAGGCGAGCGAGUGCAAAUCGUGCAUAAUAACGCCGGUUUCCCUCGUGACCAAUGGCAAAGUCACGAUCCUUUCACUGUCAUUAUGCGCCCGGGGUUUCUCUCUUUCUCUUUCUUAUUAUCUUUUUCUCUCUUUCUCUUUCGACCCGUCACCACAGGACACUUUUAUGCAACAACGUUGUCGUUGCAUCGGUAAAUUGUCGCUGACCCCACUAAUUUAUGAUCGUAAAUAUUUAUGCGCUGGAGGGCUGCAUUUUCUUCAAUUACGUGACACCUAAUGCUAACAUCGACAUGACUAACGACGGUUAGCAUUAUUACAGACCUGAUGUUACUUUUGGGUUCUGAUGCAAAAAAAGAAAGGAGAGAGAAGAGAAGAAGAACAUUUAAUUUUUCAUUGCAAAAAAAGAGCAUUACUGUGAUUAAUUGCGAAUUUAAUGAUAAUCGCAGUGAUAGUAUGCGAGGAGUAUUUGUUUGCUUCAUAACAACAGAAUCAUUAUUAUAACAUGUUGUUAAUAAGUUUAUAAUUUCGCCUAUUCACAUUGUAUUUAAGCAACACAGAAAUGCAAAACGAACCGAACGAAGGAGUGCGAUUUCUGUGUUCCGAAUGAAGCCAAGAGGAAUUGUGAGGAAUCUAAAUUCUUUGUUUUCGUUAGGUAUAUUUGAUUGAUUUUCAGGAAUCGUAGGAAUAAUCCUACGAUUAAUGCGAUGUUACAAUAAGAAAUGAAAUCAUUAAAUUUAAACAAAAUUUAAUGGAAGUUAAGUUAGCAUCUAACAUAUCACGUGCAUUAUUUAAUUUCUAGCCAGUGCAUAUAUUUAUAGAAAUAUCUCAUUAUUUUACAUAAGUAAUGUUAUGUUCGUAACAUAAGCGCGAUAAGGGUUAUUAAACAUAAAUGUACAUACGCAAAUAAACUUAUUCAAAACAG
Ooceraea biroi (clonal raider ant) is the source of this 4109-nucleotide messenger RNA. RefSeq names its product pancreatic triacylglycerol lipase. Gene Ontology annotation, molecular function: triacylglycerol lipase activity. Lineage: Eukaryota; Metazoa; Arthropoda; Insecta; Hymenoptera; Formicidae. The record is from RefSeq and is a predicted model, not a curated record. Gene Ontology annotation, biological process: lipid catabolic process.